GAGACACUUGCAGAGGUAGUAUUAGGUUACAUGAAAGUAAACACUGUGUCACAAAGUCUACACAGCCAUAGCUGCAGCAGCGCACACAGUGGGCAAAGCCAGCUGCAGUUCAUUCAAGGGAAGCCCCUGAAUCUCAUAAAUGUAGCUUCAUCUUAUGGUAUUGAAUUUCGCCAUCAUUUUCUCUACUUUUUGCCAGUGGACCAUUUCAGAAGAUAUCAACUGAGGAAUUCAAGAAUGAAGACCUUUGCUCUUCAAAUACUGGUGGGAUUUCUGCUCCUAGAGGCGGUUCUUGCUGCUCCUGCAAGGAAUGAGAAGAGAACAAAGUUGAAACAAAUACAAUUAUUACCUGACGAUCACAUUGAAGAUCUCGACUAUGUCAAUCAGGAAGCAAGUACUUUGUAUGACUAUGAAGAAGAGUUGAUCAUUAGUGAACCUGAGGUGGAAGUCGGUAGGCUGGACCCUUCCGAGAACAGUGUGUUUGAAACCUAUGGCAGUGGCUAUGAGGAGGAAGAGUCUCCCUAUGGACCUUUGGAUCCUGGUGCUCCGAGUGUGCCUGGCCUUCUUGGCCCUGAAUCGAAAGAAGGUCUUCCAACAUGCCUCCAGUGUACGUGCUUGAGUGGGUCGGUCUACUGUGAUGAUACGGACAUCGAAAGUAUACCUCCUCUGCCGAAGGACACCACACACUUCUACGCACGCUUCAACAAGAUCACAAGCGUAAAGAAAGGGGACUUUGCUGGGCUAAAUCAUCUAAAGAGGAUUGACGUAACAGGUAAUAGGAUCUCUUCAAUCGAUGAAGAUGCUUUAAGACAGCUGCCUGAUUUGGCGGAUCUAAUGAUCGCUUCUAACGAACUUGUUCAGCUUCCUGAGCUGCCGAAAUCUAUGGUCAACAUUGAUGCAAGUUACAAUAAACUACACAGCAAUGGGAUAAAAAAAGAGGCAUUCAAAGACAUGAGUAACCUUGCGUAUCUGUACCUGGCUGGCAAUGCACUGAGUUAUGUUCCACUUCCUCUGCCUGAAAACCUGCGUUCUAUCAAUCUACAGGACAACAAUGUACAACAGAUUGAUGAUGACACUUUCUGUAAUUCGAAGGACAUUCAUUAUGUUCGCAAGGCUCUUGAACAAAUUAGACUGGACGGAAAUCCCAUUAAUCUUAGCAAAACACCCAAUGCCUAUAUCUGUCUGCCCCAGGUGCCCUUUGGCAAAUAUUAAAGAUCCGUAAUACUGUCACCAGUUGACAGCAAACAAAGGUUUCAUAUUAUCGUGCUUAGGAUUUUCAACGGCAAACUGAUUUUUUUCUCCCCAAAGAACCUUUUAAAAUGCAAUCUAAUGUACAAACAAAUAAUUCAGAAGAGAUAAUUCUGUUCAAACUAAUUCCAUUUGUAAUGCUGGGCAACAAAAUAAAAGGCAAAAUGUUGUAAAUGUUUAAAGCUGAAGUAUGUUUUAGUCCAACCUGUAAUGACAAUCUGUCCACACAAAAAAUCUAAUAAAAAAAUAUGAUGUGGUUAAUACAUUCUUGUUACUGAUUAAGAAGUAUUCCUUCUUGGCAAUUUUUCAAUUCACUUCACGUUUUAAGCUUGACUAUUAACGGAACAAUUUGACGAGUUUUUUAAAUAUUCCUUUAAAGCAUUGUACUUUAUUGUUAAGGUCCAGUGGGUCCAUGUUUCUUCUCAACCUGCCUUGUAACUGUUCCUCAGACUGUACUGCAGCACAAAUAAAUGGCUCAUCAAUA
Molecule: messenger RNA, 1729 nt
Organism: Amblyraja radiata (thorny skate)
Lineage: Eukaryota; Metazoa; Chordata; Chondrichthyes; Rajiformes; Rajidae
Gene: epyc
Product: epiphycan
Exons: 7
Coding region: 31-1209 (392 amino acids)
Biological process (GO): bone development; articular cartilage development
Cellular component (GO): extracellular matrix
Molecular function (GO): protein binding
Source: RefSeq, a predicted model, not a curated record